AAGUACGAGCUGAUGAAGUAAAACGACGCCGAGGGGCUGCUGAGGUUUUCCCUUUCUCGCUCCUGCAAUAAAUACAAAACACACACACACAGUCACUCGCUCACUCACUCACACAGUGACACAACUAUUGUCUAUAUAUACACAGACAGUUUAGAGAGAGAAAACGAAAACUUAGCGGAAAUCUAGAGAGAGAAGGGAAGCGAAAAUGGAUGGAGAAGGAAAUAAUAACAAGGGGGGAGAAGAAAUUCUGGGUUCAAGUUUGACAAUGGAAAAAGUGGCCGCUGCCAAACAGUUCAUCGAGAAUCACUACAAAAAUCAGAUGAAAAGCAUACAAGAAAGAAAGGAGAGGCGAUGGAUACUAGAAAGAAAGUUGGCAUCUUCAGAUGUGCCCAAAGAGGAACAGAUAAAUCUACUUAAAGAUUUAGAACGAAAGGAAACGGAGUUUAUGCGACUGAGAAGGAACAGGAUAUGUGUAGAUGAUUUUGAACAUCUAACCAUCAUAGGUCGUGGAGCCUUUGGCGAGGUACGGUUAUGCCGGGAGAAAAAAUCAGGCAAUAUUUAUGCCAUGAAGAAGUUGAAGAAAUCUGAAAUGGUAUCAAGAGGACAGGUAGAACAUGUUAGAGCAGAGAGGAACCUGUUGGCAGAAGUGGCCAGCCACUGCAUAGUUAAGUUGUAUUACUCUUUUCAAGAUGCUGAGUAUUUAUACCUAAUCAUGGAGUAUCUCCCUGGUGGUGAUAUGAUGACUCUGCUGAUGAGAGAAGACACGCUUUCUGAAAGUGUGGCUAAAUUUUACAUUGCUCAAAGUGUGCUCGCCAUUGAGUCCAUUCACAAGCAUAAUUAUAUUCAUAGGGAUAUCAAACCAGACAACCUUCUGCUCGACAAGAAUGGUCACAUGAAGCUCUCAGACUUUGGUCUUUGCAAACCACUUGAUUGUAGAACUUUAUCUACAGUGAAUGAGAACGAAGCCAUGGAUGAUGAGAAUAUAAGGGAGCCAAUGGACAUUGAUGGACACUUUCCUGAUGCGGCAAAUGGAAGUAAUUGGAGGAGUCCUCGUGAGCAACUUCAACACUGGCAGAUGAAUAGGAGAAAGUUGGCAUUUUCAACUGUGGGUACGCCAGACUAUAUUGCUCCAGAAGUGUUGUUGAAGAAGGGAUAUGGCAUGGAGUGUGAUUGGUGGUCACUGGGCGCAAUUAUGUAUGAGAUGCUUGUUGGCUACCCCCCAUUUUAUUCUGAUGAUCCUAUGACCACUUGCAGGAAGAUUGUUCAUUGGAGAAAUCACCUGAGAUUUCCUGAAGAUACCAAAUUGAGCCCCGAGGCAAAAGAUCUCAUCUGUAGGUUACUCUGUGAUGUGGAACAUAGGCUUGGAACUGGAGGCGCAGCCCAGAUAAAGGCACACCCUUGGUUUGCUGAUAUUGAAUGGGAUAAACUAUAUGAAAUGGAAGCAGCCUUUAAACCAGAGGUUAAUGGGGAGCUGGACACCCAGAACUUUAUGAAGUUUGAUGAAUUGGAUCCUCCAACACCAACAAGAUCUGGCUCAGGACCCUCACGAAAGAUGCAUCUUACUCCAAAAGAUUUAAGUUUUGUGGGCUAUACAUACAAGAACUUUGAUGCUGUCAAGGCACUGCGAUAUUCAUCAGAUCAUUCGAGAAGUACAUCACCAAGUCGACCAUCAAUUGAUUCUAUAUUUGGUGAUUCCAUGGGUACUCAACUGAGGAGAGGAACACCUGAGGAAACAGAUGUACAAAUGAUCACGUCAAUGGAUGAUGAUAUGUCUCCACAGUAGUACUGAUAUUCCAACGGUUUUGGAAAUUGGAAAAUGUUAUCAAGGAUGGUGGCGAAUGCCUGUAUAUUUGUAGGUUCUCGCCCCUUUCAGCGUUCAAACUGAGAUAGAUGGCUGCCUCAAAUUCUGUAGUGGCAUCACUCAAUUGUACAGUAUGUUGGCUCAUAAAUUUGUCUACUUUUACGGCAUAAACAUGCUUUUACUAGUAGAGAAGUCUGUAAUAUGAAAUUAGAGUAGGUUGUGGGAAUUGGUCCUGGCUGCCCAGGUUUGCGAGGGAACUUGCUCUCUCUCGUGGCAGUUUUCUGACCAAAUAUU
Messenger RNA from Sesamum indicum (sesame), 2095 nucleotides. RefSeq names its product AGC (cAMP-dependent, cGMP-dependent and protein kinase C) kinase family protein. Gene Ontology annotation, molecular function: protein serine/threonine kinase activity; ATP binding. The record is from RefSeq and is a predicted model, not a curated record. NCBI's taxonomy places the organism in Eukaryota, Viridiplantae, Streptophyta, Magnoliopsida, Lamiales, Pedaliaceae. Gene Ontology annotation, biological process: protein phosphorylation.